Nicotiana tabacum (common tobacco) is the source of this 366-nucleotide messenger RNA. The record is from RefSeq and is a predicted model, not a curated record. NCBI's taxonomy places the organism in Eukaryota, Viridiplantae, Streptophyta, Magnoliopsida, Solanales, Solanaceae.
AUGGGGUCAAACAUUAAGGCGGUUACUGCUUAUCAUAUGUGGAUUAAUGGUCAAGUUAAGGUGUUAAAUAGAGAAGUGAAGCAAAUUCUCGAGAAAACGGUAAGUGCAAGUAUGAAAGAUUGGGCUUUCAAGCUUGAUGACGCUCUAUGGGCACAUUGCAGUGCUUAUGAAACUCCAAUUGUCACUUCUCCAUACAUGUUAGUUUAUGAGAAAGUGUGUUACUUGCCCAUUGAGCUGGAGCACAAGGCACGUUGGACAAUCAAAAAGCUCAACUUUGAUGUGGACUUAGCCAGAGAGAAAAGGAUGUUGCAACUCAAUGAACUUGAUGAAUUUCGGUUGCAUGCAUAUGACAAUGCCAAGUUGUAG